Molecule: messenger RNA, 2116 nt
Organism: Ixodes scapularis (black-legged tick)
Lineage: Eukaryota; Metazoa; Arthropoda; Arachnida; Ixodida; Ixodidae
Product: putative nuclease HARBI1
Exons: 3
Coding region: 752-1498 (248 amino acids)
Source: RefSeq, a predicted model, not a curated record
GCUCCUUUGACUCCACGUGCACCGUCUCCGGACUCGGUGCUUCGGAGCUUGACUCCGAAGCCCCGGAGUUACGUGCACCGGAAGUGACUUUUGGCCGUCCAGUGGAAGGAGUCAGUGACUCCUUGACUCCGGGGCCGCUACUGAACGCGCCGUGUUCGGCGGCGAGGCGUCGCCGUCUCGUCAAUUCGUCUUUUUCUUUAAUAGAGCUUUUUUUUUCGCCAGAAAGGCUGUAUCGGGAACACCGCGAUGCAUUCGAGCUCGCGGAGGAGAUCAUUUGGAAGCAAUACCGGCAAUACCGCCUGCCCAAGAUCGUGGUGCGGUGGUUGUGCGACGAACUUCGCGAGGAACCGGAGGUGAGGAGAGUGCGUACCUCGUGGACGGUCAUGACUGUGGAGCUUCAAGUGUUGUGUGCACUGCACUUCUACGGCACGGGGAGCUUCCAAGGCAUGGUGGCGAGCGACGAACACGUAGCGCGGGACCAAAAGACAGUCAGCGUUGCGGUCCGCGCCGUGUCCGUCGCUAUCGUGCGUCGUCUCGAGGUCCAGCGUGGCUGGAUCCACUUCGCCGAGACGCCGAGCGAGAGGUUCGACGCGGAGAAGCGCUUCAGGCUGCUCGGCAGGAUACCCGGCGUCAUUGGUUGCGUGGACGGGACCAUGGUCUCCAUCGUCGGCCCGUCCAAGAACGACCCCACCGUCACGAAGGCGGCGUACUGGUGCCGCAAGUACUUCUACCCUUCUACGCCCUCAACGUGAUGGUGGUGUGUGACGCCGACUGCCGGAUAAUGUGCAUCGACCCACGGUAUCCUGGGUCGGUGCACGACUCCUUCGUGUGGCAAUUUUCCUGGCUCCGAAACCAACUCGAGCAAGGGCAGGUGCCACGCGACGGCCGGUUCCUGCUUGGUGACAGCGGCUACCCCUUGGAGCCCUGGCUCAUCACCCCUGUCCCCGGGAACCACGCGACCUCCACCGCUUGCGGCCGGUUUAAUAAGGCGCAUUCCUCGAUCAGGUCUGUUGUGGAGCGCUGCAUCGGGCUGUUGAAAAACAGAUUCCGGUGUCUGCAAAGGCACCGGGCUCUGUAUUACCACCCCUCAACAGCCACCGCCAUUAUUUCGGCAUGUGCAGUGCUCCACUACAUCUGCCUUGCAUCGAGCGAGCCAGAACCGGAGUCAGACUCCGACCCUGAAGAGUCAGAGUUGGAGUCUGAGCCGAGCUCGGAGAGGUCAGCGUCGGCUCCCGAGAGGCUGGCUCCUGCCGGCCCUCCGGUCGGCCUUCCGGUCGGCCUCUCGGACAGGGGGAAGGCUCUGAGGCAGCGCCUUGUCGCCCGGUUCGGAACCCGUCGCAGACGUGCCCGUGCGGAGCGCCACACGCAAGGGGUCCGCCGCCACGACGGUAGUCCCGACCACCAGGGACUCCGUCGGGAAGCCCCUCAGCGCCCUCGCUGCGGUGGUGCCCAGCACGGACGCCGCCAGCGACAGGGAACCUCUCGCCACCACGACUGAGGUCCUGACCACCGAGGACCCCGUCACAUUCUUGCCCUCAGUGAAGCCCUCCCCGUGGAAGCCGUAAAGUGCACACUUCGCUUCCUGCUCCACAGUCAUGGCCGUCCACAAGCUACAUACUCUCUUCAGCUCCUACACCUUGCGAAGUUCGUCGCACAGCCAGCGUGCUGCCUCCGGAUACGUGUCGAGUGCAUCGCGGUGAAAUCGAUACAGCCUUUUUUUUAUUUUUAUGAGCAGAAGGCACGAGACGCAGUCGACAGUGACAGAAAAGGUUCGGAGGUUUAGUUGCCAGACCAACAGGUCAUCUGGAUUGCCCCUGCAAAGAACUCAGAAGUAAUUUAGACUACCUCUAGAAAGAAAUGCUUGCUUUUGCAGAGAUUGCUUUCUUAGUUGCUGAUUGAACCAGGGAUAUUGUUGUCAUGGACAUUGUUUCAUUUUACAAAUGCUUCAAAGCGUCUUGCCUUCUGCUCCAUUUUAUUAUCUCUCUUAUGGUACUUCAUCAAAGUUAGGUGAUUGUGUUAUCUCAAGACAGUGCACAUGUAGUUUGUUUUGAAAAUUGCUUUAUUUCUUAAAGAAAAACCUGUGACUUCAUGAAUAAAAGUGUGAUAACAUGGAAUG